This is a messenger RNA of Ostreococcus lucimarinus CCE9901, 1521 nucleotides long. RefSeq lists its product with no specific name. The record is from RefSeq and is a predicted model, not a curated record. Gene Ontology annotation, molecular function: ribosomal large subunit binding. Gene Ontology annotation, biological process: ribosomal large subunit export from nucleus. NCBI's taxonomy places the organism in Eukaryota, Viridiplantae, Chlorophyta, Mamiellophyceae, Mamiellales, Bathycoccaceae. The annotation marks the transcript as partial. Gene Ontology annotation, cellular component: nucleus; cytoplasm. The transcript has a single exon.
AGCGUGCUGUGCUGCCUGUGCGCGAUCCCGAUGCACCCGAACCCGAGCGGCAUGUGCGUCGAGUGCGUGCGCACGCAGGUUGACAUCACCGAGGGCAUCAGCAAAAACUGCGUCGUCACGUAUUGCUCGCAGUGCGAGCGCUACCUGCAGCCGCCCAAGCACUGGAUCCGCGCCGAUCUCGAGAGCAAAGAGCUGCUGACGUUUUGCAUCAAGCGCAUCAAGGGAUUGCAAAAGGUGAAGCUCGUGGACGCGGGCUUCGUGUGGACGGAGCCGCACAGUAAACGACUGAAGACGAAGCUGACCAUACAGAAGGAAGUGCUGAACGGAGCGAUACUGCAGCAGACGUUCGUGACGGAAUUUGUGGUGGAGUGGAGGAUGUGCGAUGCGUGCGCGCGGAGCGCGGCGAAUAGUGAUCAGUGGAACGCGUGCGUGCAGGUGCGGCAAAAAGUGGAACAUAAGCGGACGUUUUUGUUCCUCGAGCAGAUGAUUUUGAAGCACGGCAUGGAGCGAGACGCGAUCGGGAUCAAGAGUCAGCCGGAUGGGUUAGAUUUUUAUUACGGUCAUCGAUCGCAUGGGUUGAGGUUUGUAGAUUUUUUGGGCAGCGUGGUGGCGACGCGGUCGAGGGGCGACAAGCAGUUGGUGUCGCACGACGCGAAUAGUAAUACGUACAAUUACAGGUUUACUUUCUUCGUGGAGAUCGUGCCGGUGUGCAAGGAAGAUUUGGUGGUGAUUCCUUUCAAGCUUUCGAAGGAGUUUGGGAGCGUUGGGCCGGUGAUGCUGUGCACGCGGGUGUCGAAUUCUUUGCAGUUUACGGAUCCGGUGACGAUGCGACAGAUUUGGAUCGAUCAGGAAAAGUAUUGGCGCCAACCGUUUCGCGCGGCGGCGACGGCGAAGCAGAUGAUAGAGUACGUCAUCCUUGACGUUGAAGUCGAUCAAUCCACGAGACAAGGGAAGUUGUGCAUGGCGGAUGUCGAAGUCGCGCGCUCAAGCGAUUUCGGCGUCAACGACACGACGUUUUUCGUCAAGACGCACUUGGGGAAUAUCUUACAAGCGGGCGACACCGCGCUUGGAUACGAUUUGACAAAUUUGCAAAUCGUCGAUCCAGAGAUGGAGAAGUACUCGGGUAAACAUCAAGGCGUUGUGCCGGAUGUUUUCCUCGUGAAGAAGUCGUAUGCCGAGAGUCGUCGACGAAGGCGCGAGCGAGGCGUGGCUAGAAAUUGGCGUUUACAGCGCAUGCAAGUGGAAGAAGACGAAGAAACGCAACAAAGGUCUCGCGGGAGCGCUGAUCGCAUGGCUCAGGACGAAGAGUUGUUCUAUCAAGAGUUGGAAGAAGACGAGGAAACGCGAGCGCAAGUACAAAUUUUCAAGGAUGAAAACGCCAUAAACGCCAACGUCACCGCGGCGGCUGGCGACGACGACGACGACGACGACGACGCACCAGAGGUGCCGAUCGAGGAGCUUCUGGAUGAGUUGACUCUAUUGCAGCGCCAAGCUGACGACGAGGACGACGAGAACGAUCUC